Messenger RNA from Apus apus (common swift), 3514 nucleotides. It is a transcript of the gene VGLL4, whose product is annotated as vestigial like family member 4. Bases 324 to 1205 code for a protein of 293 amino acids. Gene Ontology annotation, biological process: negative regulation of DNA-templated transcription. The record is from RefSeq and is a predicted model, not a curated record. Gene Ontology annotation, molecular function: transcription coactivator binding. The transcript is spliced from 5 exons. Lineage: Eukaryota; Metazoa; Chordata; Aves; Apodiformes; Apodidae.
UCCUCCGCGUUAGUUUUUUAAUUUUAUUUUAAUUAUUUUUUUUUUUAAAUUCGAAAAAGACUUGAAAAGUUUUACGAACGGCCUUCUCCCUACCGAAGGACACGGCGUAACUUUAGUUUUCAGAAGUUUGGGAGGGAGAGUGUGCGGACUUUAUUCCCUCCAACUUUCCUUUGCCAUCCUUUGUUUUGAUUAGCUGAAGGCUGGGCCUUGUGCUGGUGAAGUUUGGGAAGCUGGGAGCACGCUCGGGCACCAUUUGCCUUGGCUUCCUCCUCCCUCAACCUGGGCGAAAGCAAACGAGCUGGUCUUUUUUGCUAGCCCGAUAAAUGCUAUUUAUGAAGAUGGACCUGUUGAACUACCAAUACUUGGACAAGAUGAACAACAAUAUUGGCAUUCUGUGCUAUGAAGGUGAAGCAGCUCUAAGGGGAGAGCCCAGGAUGCAGUCUCUGCCGGUAUCCCCUGCUCUCACCAACCACCGAACAGGCCCUCCUCCCAUCAGUCCCAACAAGAGGAAGCUCAGCAUGGACCAAGGGGACGAGGAGCUAGACUGUGAAAACGACCAUGUCUCUAAGAUGAGUCGGAUGUUCAAUCCACAUCUAAACAAGACUGCCAAUGGGGACUACCGGAAGGAGCACCGGGAGAGGAGUCGCAGCCCCAUAGAGAGGGCUGCUGCCCCCACCAUGAGCCUCCACGCCAACCACAUGUAUGCCUCAAUCCCAAGCUUGAGCAUGGAUCAACCCCUAGCACUGACCAAAAACAGCAUGGAUGCAACCCGGACAGUUGGCAUCACACCUACACUGACUUCUGUGGAACGGCAGCAGAACCGUCCGUCCGUCAUCACCUGCGCUUCCGCCAGCAGCCGGAACUGCAACCUGUCCCACUGCCCCAUCGCGCACAGCGGCUGCGCGGCCGGGCCGCCCUACAGGAGACCUGCCAACACCAGCGCUGCCUGCGACCCGGUGGUGGAGGAGCAUUUCCGCCGGAGCCUCGGCAAGAACUACAAGGAGCCUGAGCCCGUGGCAAACUCUGUGUCCAUCACAGGAACAGUUGACGACCACUUUGCCAAAGCACUUGGGGACACGUGGCUGCAGAUCAAAGCUGCCAAGGACGGAGUCUCCAGCAGUCCCGAGUCUGCCUCCCGGCGGGGCCAGGCCUCCCCCUCCUCCCACAUGGUCAAUCACAAUCACUCGCCCUCUGUGGUCUCAUGAAGAGGACCCUCACCUCGGGGGAUUUGCAUGGUUUGACUGAGCUUUGAACAGUGCUUAAAUAGUGUUGGGGGAGGGGAGAUUAGUUUUCAACACACAUUUUUGUGUACUCACUUUUUAUUUGUAAAAGGGUGCCCUUAAAGAUGAUAGCAGGAACUAUUUCGUAAAGAUUCAGAUGAUGUAGCAUCCUUUUGUUUUUUUCCUGCCUCAGUUACCAAAGAAACCUCUGAUGCAAAUCUGCUGCCCCUUACAAAGUAAUGCACACUAAUCCACAAAAGCCAUUACUCUUAGUUGGUUGACCCAAAUGCUUUUUUGCUUUUACUUGCUUCUUGAGACUAGAAUUUGUCUGGUUUGCUUACAUUGCUUUUUUUUUUUUCCCUCUGUGAAGUAAUUUUGUAUGUAUAUACUUGAAAAGAACUGUCAUGUAUGAUUUGCACUAUUGGAGGAGGACUGAAGUUGCAUAGCAACUUUCUGGAAGAUGCUAAUAUUUUGAGGGCAAACUGCUGAAAAAAGGGUUUAAGGAUGACAUUUCUAUCAGUUUGAUUUUUCUUAAAAGCAAAACAGCUUUGGAAGGGGAAGUCUCAUACAGGUUAUAGGUCUUUCUCUCUUUAGAUUUCAGGUGCUUAGUGCUUGCAACUGGACUGCAUAAUUUACAGAACACGGGCAUUUUUUUCCUAAACACUGCAGUUUGUUAGAAUAGAGCUGAGGUUGGAGGGUUCAAUAGUGCUUAACGAUGCAUGUUUUAUGAAAAAUAGCUGGUAUCUAUUAAUGUAUAGACAGUAAGAAUCAUAAUACUUAUUAGCUUUUCUUCAGAAUUAGUUUAUUUUUGUCAGUAACAAUCCUAGAUAUACUUACUGCUGGUACAGUUGUACUCUAUGAUAUUUGUAUUUGAUACUCACUCUAGUAGCAGCCAGCAAAGAGCUCAGCCUCAGGACAGGCCUCAGACAACGCAGUUCCGAGCUGCUGCAGACUGGUGCAGACUGGUGCAGACUGGUGCAGACUGGUGCAGCUUCACCCCUGGCCGAGUCCCUGCUCCUGGCUGCUCCACAGGGAUCUGCUUCCUAAACCAAGUCUGUGUGAUCCACCUGGAACCAGCUGCAGGAACUGCUACCGUUGCGUAUCUUGGCUGGACAACAGAUUGUUACAGUUUGUGAAAUAUGAUCUUUUAAUAUUUUUUUUUAAGCUUUUUCAUAAACCUAUGCCAAGUUGCAGCAUACAUUCCUCCAUUAGCAAACUUUAUACAGGUAUUACUGCAUUUAUUAUCAUUUGCUAUAUUAAUAGCUACUAACUAGAAAUUAGGCAAUAGAGGCAGGCAUAGAACCACAGCUGUGCUAGUACUAAGAGCUUCUCUUCUUGUUAAGUGUAACUACUCUCCCCCAGACAUUCCAUCUUCCCAGUACAGUUGCAACUAGGGCUUUUUUUUUAUACUGGGUUACCUGAAACAAUUGGUUCAGUGUAGAAAGUUAGAACUAGUUGGAAGAUGAACUACACGUGAUGUAUUAUGGACUAUGUUACAGUAUUGGGUCCAUUGUGGCUUUUAUUUUAUGGUUGUUUUUCUUUCAAGUUAAGCUAUUUAAUUUGGUCAAAGGUGCCGGGUAGAAGGAGAUCAGGAGAUUGGCUCUUACUCUGGUUGAGAAGGUGGCUGCUCAAUUUUCUUUAAAAAAAAAUGGAAAAAAAAAAACAAAACAACACAAAAAACACUCAAGCCCCCAGUUUUACACAUUUCACUACCAUCUUACUGGGUAGUCAACGCUUCCUUGCUUUGGCAUUCAGUACCCUACUCUGUAGGAAGAUUGUUAAGAGAACACUUUUUUAUAUAGGUAACUUUAAGACCAUCGUUACGCUGUGCGUAAAGAAUGUACAGAGAAAUUUGUAGGUAUUUUUUGAGGAACAAUUAAUUUGUUAAUGAUAUGUAGCUAUUUAAUUUUUUUUCCCUUUCCUUUAUUGUAAUCAUUCAUUAUUAUUUUUUUUUUUUCGUUUUGUUUGGAGAAAAAAGUUGAUCUUUUUUUUUUUUUGUUGUUGUAGAUUUGUCUGUAAUACAGUAAAAGUGCAGGAACACAGUUAUUCUAUGAGAACACUGCAUUAGCAUUAAUAGCCACUAGUUUGUUAUUGCUACAGGCUACUGAGCAUUGUAACAGUAAAAUACUAAUACUGUAGAUGGACUCUGUGGAAAAUGUGACUCCUAUAUUUCUUUGUAAACACAAAUCAUGUUUUUAAAGCUAAUAUUUUCAAUAAUAGCUGUUUUACACGGUUACAUUUACUUAUCUGAGAUAGGUAAAUGGAUUUGAGGGCAAUAAAGAUUUCAUGUGAUA